Molecule: messenger RNA, 5673 nt
Organism: Juglans microcarpa x Juglans regia
Lineage: Eukaryota; Viridiplantae; Streptophyta; Magnoliopsida; Fagales; Juglandaceae
Product: transcriptional activator DEMETER-like
Exons: 19
Coding region: 1-5361 (1786 amino acids)
Biological process (GO): base-excision repair
Molecular function (GO): DNA N-glycosylase activity; 4 iron, 4 sulfur cluster binding; DNA demethylase activity
Source: RefSeq, a predicted model, not a curated record
AUGGAUGCGAGAAAACCGGAUGAAGAUGGAUUACAAGUUCAGGGUUCUUGGAUUCCAACAACCCCAGUUAAGCCCCAUCUACCGAGACCCACACCGAUCUACACAGAUGGACAAGGAAACCAGAUUGAGAGAGCAACUUGGUUGGGAUCAGAGACAUUUUCUAGUUUUACAGAAGGCUCUCAAACAGGUAGGUUAGUUGCAUGUUGCAAUUCACCCAACUGCAGUGAAUUCAACAGGACUAGUAUUAACAACUGGAACGAAGAAACAUGCGAAGAGUCCCACAUGGACAGAUGGAAUUACAUACCUUUCGGCCAUCUCUUGGCCCUCGCAGAUGCCGCUUCGGCGGCCUCCGGUACUGUGGCACACCUGCAAAAUGAUGAUGUGGCAACCAGCUCUUUAAUGCGUGCUACAAGUUGUCAGAAUGAAUGUAACGGUGAAGCUUACCUGUGGAGUAAUGUCAACUGCAUGCCGAAAGAGCCUCACUAUGAAGUUCAUACUCAUAGGCAGUACUAUGAUCUCAAUUUGCCACCAGAGACAAUGUCUAAUGCAAAUUCGUGUAAUAAGAUUUCGAAGUUUGCACCCAUAACACCGGAGAAGGACAUGAGAGUACAGAACAAACUGAUUUCCGAAGAACAAAAUUUAUGUGCAGAUGGAACAAAAAUUGAGGAAAGAGAGAAGUUGGAGAAUGAAAUUGUCACAGCAAGAGUUGGCACCAAUGAGUUCCAACACAAUAAAGAACUCUUAAAGCCUGUCACAGAUUCAUCAGUUGCUGCCAUUUCCACUCCAUUUAAGGAGGAUCACAAUCCUGACAAGGGAGGCAGCCAUGGUAUCGACCCGAGUAAAACACCACAGGAGAAACCAAGGCGAAAAAAGCACCGGCCCAAGGUGAUCAAAGAAGGGAAACUGAAAAGAACUCCAAAGCCAGUGACCCCAAAAGCAACAACAGGCAAGAGAAAGUAUGUACGAAGAAAAGGAAUCAGCGAACAAUCUACAACUCCAGCAGAAGUAACUGGAGAAUCUACUGAUCUGAAGACACUUGAGCCUGCCAGAAAGUCCUGCAGAAGGGCUUUGAAAUUUGACAUUGAACAAUCACAAGAUGAAAGCUCUACAUUCAAAUGUUCUAUUAAUUUAGAUUCAGAACUACAGGCCAAAGAUUAUUGCAAUGAAGGAGUUCAAUUAAGAUCACCUGUACAGAUCAGUGAAGGGAUUGAAGUGAUGGUAGAACGCACAGAAGCUGGAAUUGCCUAUGACCUCACUUGUUCCAUGGAUCAAAUGCUGAAAGAAUACAUAUCGCUGCCUGAAAGGCAAGCCCCAAGCACUUCACUUCCUACACAGACUAGUCCCCCGCAGGUAGAGUUGAAUGCCAAUUCCCAAAAGGAUAGCGAUAAAGAAAGGGAAUGCCAACUGCUUGCUCAUGAUGGACAGGAACACAUUGUGAUUUUGUCCAAGGAAGAACAAGCUAGGCAAUCCAAAAGAAGCUAUUCUCAUGCUGCCAAAUUUGAUGAUGCCAGCGUGCCAAAUCUAGUCGGGGCUCACUUGAACACUUUAGACGCAUACCAGAUCAUGAAUUGGAUGCAUUUUCCAAAUAUUUACAAGAAAAAGAGAACUGAAAAGGGUCAGAAUUCUGCUACAUCUUGUUCAUCGUCUUGUGUGACUGCCACUAAAGAUGUGAGGCCGGCAAACUGUCUCCAACGUGAAGCUGAAGUAUAUCAUUGCUCAACAAAAGGCAACACUUGGGCUUCUUGUCCUCAGUUUGAGGUGGGUACAGUUUCCCCCAGUUUUGAAGAAGGAAUAGGUAAUCAGCAAAGUUUUCAGCAUUUCCUGGCUUUCAUUCAGACAGAGAGGUCAACAAGAAAAAGGUCUAGAGGCCGCCCUACUCGGGUUCGCAACCUGACUGCCCUUACCAAAGUUCCAGAGUGCAUAACUCACCUCACCAAACAACCUCUAGGGGAUGGUGAUGGGCAAACAGUUGAGAAUCCACACAAACCUCAUACAUCCAUUGACAACCUGGUUGAAAAGAUGAGUGCAACACCGGCAAAAAGGAAGCGAAGCAAGAAGAGAAACUCGCUGGUUAUUUCAGCAACUUCCAGUAUGAAUGAAAUGCAACUGGACAACAAGCUUGUCUUGUAUAAUUGCCACCCAUCCUCUUCAGAUCCAUUAGGUGCUUCUCAUGAAGUAACAUGGAAGCAGAAUAUUUCUAUUGAUGCAAGGGUCGAGCAAUUUAAAAAUCUGAGCAUCAACGGGGAAAGCAGAAAACUUGUACAACAGCAUAAUGCAGUCAAUAUGCAAUACCAAGAUCACAGUGCACUCGUCCUCUACAAAAGAGAUGGUACAGUUGUACCCUAUGAAGGUUGGUUUGCUCCUAUAAAGAAACGGCGUCCACGGCCUAAAGUUGACCUUGAUGAAGAGACUAAUAGGGUAUGGACGCUUUUGAUGGGGAACAUAAACAGUGAAGGGAUUGAUGGUACGGAUGAAGGAAAGGCAAAAUGGUGGGAAGAAGAACGGAGAGUAUUCCGUGGACGUGCAGACUCUUUUAUAGCACGCAUGCAUCUUGUACAAGGAGAUAGACGUUUCUCACAAUGGAAAGGCUCAGUUGUGGACUCGGUUAUUGGAGUUUUUCUUACUCAGAAUGUCUCUGACCAUCUUUCUAGUUCUGCAUUCAUGUCACUCGCUGCACGCUUCCCACUCAAUUCAAAGAGCAACCAUGAAGCAUGCUACGAAGAGGGGGUGAGCUUCAUAGUCAGCGAACCAGAAGUGUGCUUACUGGAUACAGAAGACAGCAUACAAUGGAAAACAGUUUGUGACCAGAGUUCCAUGACGCUCUAUGACCCUGAAAGUUGUGAAGAAAAAGAAGUUGUCAACAGCAAUGACUCCCCUGGAGGCAGUAUAGGGGAUCCAGUUUCGUCUCAAAAUUCUGUCUUUUCAUCUCAAAACUCUUCACAUGUUCAAACUGCUGAAAAAAUUGGAUCAUGCCUAGAGAGCAACUCGGAAGCAGACCAUAUGUUAAAUAGGUCUGAGCCCAACAGUUCAGAUGGCUCUGCUACUAUUGUGGAUCUUGGACAUAUGGCUGGAUCUACAAUGCUAAACGAAAUAAAUGGAAGUAGAAAUGCAUCAUCCAUUGAGAACUCGAAGGAUGAAUGUUACCAAUUCAAAGGUAUGAAUCAUGAAAACCAUAGACAAAAUGCGGUCAAAUUAAAUGAUCCUCAAAGCUUCUUAGGAGCAUCCAUGGACCCUUCCAGUAGUUAUCAUUUGCAUCCAACCCCCACCUCAAGAAUACUGGAAGUUCAGUACUCUGAGAUCUUAAGAGAAGAAACACAAUUUUCUGGCGUUUCCAAUAAUAAAGAUGAAAACAGUAUCAAAGAAAAAAGUGCACAAACAAUAGAAUCUUCAACUCAAGCUGCUUUUCAAACUGAGCUGGUCAUGAAUGUUGAAAAAGCCCCAAGAUCUCCGAGUGAAUCAUGCAACAAUGUUGAAGGAAAUGAAAAUGUGAUCAUUUCAUCUCAAAGCCCAGCUCUUGGGGACCCUAAAAUUGUUGGACCACUAGCUCAGGGGCAAAACACUGAAAUUCAGCAAGACUUGCCAAAUCUUUCUGAAGAAACCUUGGAUGGUACACAGAAGGCAUCUGUUUCGGAUCUGAAUGCUUGUGGUAAUCUAUUCAGUAAUGAGAUGAGUGAGAUGAAAACUGCUACUGUAAAAGCAAAGAGUAAAAAAGCUCAAAAGGAGAAAAAAGAUGAGUUUAACUGGGACAGUCUCAGAAAACAGGCGGAAGCGGAUGGAAAGAAAAGAGAGAGAAGAGCAAACACAAUGGACUCACUGGACUGGGAAGCUGUAAGAUCUGCUGGCGUUCAUGAGAUUGCCGACGCCAUCAAAGAACGAGGGAUGAACAAUGUGCUGGCAGGGCGUAUCCAGGAUUUCCUUAACCGUCUGGUUAGGGAACAUGGGAGCAUUGAUCUUGAAUGGUUGAGAGAUGUUCCACCUGACCAAGUAAAAGAAUAUCUACUAAGCAUAAGGGGAUUGGGGUUGAAAAGUGUGGAGUGUGUGCGGCUUUUGACACUUCACCAUCUUGCUUUCCCAGUGGACACAAAUGUCGGACGUAUAGCUGUAAGACUUGGAUGGGUGCCGCUUCAGCCACUGCCUGAGUCACUUCAGUUGCAUCUCCUAGAACUGUACCCGGUGUUAGAAUCCAUUCAAAAAUAUCUCUGGCCCCGAUUGUGCAAGCUCGACCAAAGAACAUUGUAUGAACUUCAUUACCAGAUGAUUACAUUUGGAAAGGUCUUCUGUACAAAAAGCAAACCAAAUUGCAAUUCAUGCCCAAUGAGGGGAGAGUGUAGACACUUUGCAAGUGCUUUUGCAAGUGCAAGGCUUGCCCUGCCAGGGCCAGAGGAGAAAAGUAUAGUGACGGCAGCUGUAUACAGACCAGCUGAAAACCCUGAUGUGAUCAUUGAUCAGCUGGCUCUACCUUUCCCUCAAGCGGCCAACCAAUCAGAAGGAAAAUCUGGAGUCACUAAUUGUGAACCUAUUAUUGAAGAGCCAGCAACACCAGAGCCAGAAUGCACACAAGCAGAAAACGACAUUGAGGACACUUUCUAUGAGGAUCCCAAUGGAAUUCCUACAAUCAAACUGAACAUUGAAGAGUUCACUCAGAACUUACAGAAUUAUAUGCAAAAUAGCAUGGAACUACAAGAAGUUGACAUGUCAAAUGCAUUAGUUGCUCUAACUCCAGAAGCAGCAUCAAUUCCAAUGCCCAAGCUUAAGAAUGUGAGUCGAUUGCGAACAGAGCACCAAGUCUACGAACUUCCAGAUUCACACCCUCUUCUGGAAGGGUUAGAUAAACGAGAACCCGAUGACCCGUGCUCAUACCUUCUUGCUAUAUGGACACCAGGUGAGACAGCAAAUUCCAUCCAAGCACCUGAAAAAAGGUGCAGCUCCCAAGAAUAUGGCGGAUUGUGUGACGACAAAGAAUGCUUCUCGUGCAACAGUAUACGGGAAGCAAAUUCCCAGACAGUCCGAGGGACGCUUUUGAUACCAUGUCGAACAGCAAUGAGGGGGAGCUUUCCACUCAAUGGCACCUACUUUCAAGUUAAUGAGGUAUUUGCGGACCAUAAUUCAAGCCUUAACCCAAUUGAUGUUCCUAGAGAUUGGAUAUGGAACCUGAGAAGGAGAACUGUGUACUUUGGAACCUCCAUACCAACCAUAUUUAAAGGAUUGUCAACAGAAGGUAUUCAACACUGCUUUUGGAGAGGAUAUGUUUGUGUGAGAGGAUUUGACCAAAAAACACGGGCACCCCGUCCUCUAAUGGCCAGGCUGCACCUUCCGGCUAGCAGGUUGACCACGACAAAAGGUAAGACAGAUGGUAAGUAGAUACAUGACUGAUAUCAGUUCCAGAAAUCGAGCACCUCUAGAGAGCAACAAGAGAGAAUUUAGUGGCUCAGAAUCGAACAAUUUUGACUUGGUUUAUGGAAAACAGUGAAUAUCCAGAAAAGUUGUAUGAUCUCAUGAUGAGGUGGGCCAUGUAUCAAUUAGUGAUUAACAAGCUUGUAAUUACCUAAUGUCUUGCUCAAUCUCGAGCCAUUCUUCUAGAAUCAGCAAACGUGACCAAAACGUGUCAUACUGUGUACUAAACAGGAACUUUUUUCUCCUACAAAACACUCGGAAUGUGAGUUGGACGACUAA